This is a messenger RNA of Candoia aspera, 803 nucleotides long. It is a transcript of the gene COPZ1, whose product is annotated as COPI coat complex subunit zeta 1. Lineage: Eukaryota; Metazoa; Chordata; Lepidosauria; Squamata; Candoiidae. Gene Ontology annotation, biological process: intra-Golgi vesicle-mediated transport; retrograde vesicle-mediated transport, Golgi to endoplasmic reticulum; intracellular protein transport. The record is from RefSeq and is a predicted model, not a curated record. Bases 16 to 699 code for a protein of 227 amino acids. Gene Ontology annotation, cellular component: COPI vesicle coat. The transcript is spliced from 9 exons.
GAGCUAGGCAAAGGGAUGCGCAGGUUAGACGAAGGAAGAAGUGACUUAACCAAUGAGCAGUCGCUUAGAAAGGUGGAGGCGUGGUCUAAGGAACAGAUUGGCGUGGAGCCAGCCAAUGUUGUGCAGCCGCGGCUGGUGCUCCACGUCGGCAUCGGGGCGACCAAGAUGGAGGCGCUGAUCCUGGAACCAUCUCUCUACACAGUGAAAGCCAUUCUGAUUUUAGACAAUGAUGGAGACCGUCUUUUUGCUAAGUAUUACGAUGACACCUACCCCACAGUCAAGGAGCAGAAGGCUUUUGAGAAGAAUAUUUUCAGUAAGACCCACCGGACAGAUAGUGAGAUUGCCCUCUUAGAAGGCCUGACUGUUGUUUACAAGAGCAGCAUUGACCUCUAUUUUUAUGUUAUCGGCAGCUCCUAUGAAAAUGAGCUGAUGCUAAUGGCCGUGCUCAACUGUCUCUUUGACUCACUCAGUCAGAUGUUGCGAAAGAAUGUGGAGAAGCGAGCUCUCCUAGAGAACAUGGAAGGCCUUUUCCUGGCAGUGGAUGAAAUUGUGGAUGGGGGGGUGAUUCUAGAGAGUGAUCCCCAGCAGGUGCUGCAUAGGGUUGCUGUACGUGGGGAGGAUGUCCCUCUCACAGAACAGACAGUCUCACAGGUACUGCAAUCAGCAAAGGAACAGAUUAAGUGGUCCCUGCUGCGAUGAAGAACCAUGUGGGAUCUGCUCCAUUGUCCUGCUGUCCCCAGUUGACCCCCUGCCUGUUUGUCUUGCACUGACCAAAUUAUAACAUGACCACCAUUUUUGACAGA